GCAGUCUUGAAGUCGAUUGUCCUUUCCCCCCGUGCGAAACACGUCUUAACUCACAUAAUCAUCAUGGCCAGUGGACUACGGAUCCUCGUCCCCGUCAAGAGGGUGAUUGACUACGCGAUAAAACCCCGCAUCAACAAAACACGCACGGGCGUCGAAACAGCCGGCGUCAAGCAUUCGCUCAACCCCUUCGACGAGCUUUCCAUUGAAGAAGCCAUCCGCCUGCGCGAGCGCAAAGGCCCUCUGAAAGUUGACAACAUCCUUGCCCUCUCCGCUGGUGGCCCCAAAUGCGUUGAUACUCUGCGCACCGCCAUGGCUAUGGGCGCCGACCGCGCAUUCCACAUUGACGUCCCUGACAGCAAUGACGGCGGGCUGGAGCCUCUCACCGUCGCAAAGACACUCAAGGCUGUUGUGGAGAAGGAGAAUAUUAACCUUGUCAUCCUGGGAAAGCAGGCGAUCGACGGAGAUCAGGGACAGACGGGGCAGAUGCUUGCUGGAUUGUUGGGGUGGCCGCAGGCGACGCAGGCGAGUCGAGUUGAGGUAAAGGAUGAGCAGGGGACCGUUGAGGUGGAACAUGAAGUCGACGGUGGUGUUGAGAUCCUGAAGGCAAAGUUGCCUAUGGUUAUCACAACGGAUCUGAGACUGAAUGAGCCGAGAUACGCGAGCUUGCCCAACAUUAUGAAGGCGAAGAAGAAGCCGCUUGAGAAGUUGACGUUAAAGGAUCUCGGGGUCGAGGAUAAGAGGAGACUGAAGACUCUAAAGGUUACAGAACCCCCUGCCCGACAGGGCGGUGGCAAGGUCGAGGAUGUCGAUGGCUUGAUUUCGAAGCUCAAGGAGCUUGGUGCUCUGUGAUUCACGUAAAUUAUAGUAUGUUGCUCUUAAGCUAGACGGUAUUUGAUUUUCUUUUGAAG
This is a messenger RNA of Aspergillus nidulans FGSC A4, 908 nucleotides long. Its product is annotated as electron transfer flavoprotein subunit beta/FixA family protein. NCBI's taxonomy places the organism in Eukaryota, Fungi, Ascomycota, Eurotiomycetes, Eurotiales, Aspergillaceae. The coding region runs from base 64 to 849 and encodes 261 amino acids. Gene Ontology annotation, molecular function: electron transfer activity. The transcript is spliced from 3 exons. Gene Ontology annotation, biological process: fatty acid beta-oxidation using acyl-CoA dehydrogenase; carboxylic acid catabolic process. Gene Ontology annotation, cellular component: mitochondrial matrix; mitochondrion. The record is from RefSeq and is a predicted model, not a curated record.